This is a messenger RNA of Xiphophorus hellerii (green swordtail), 2587 nucleotides long. RefSeq names its product serum/glucocorticoid regulated kinase 2a (gene sgk2a). The coding region runs from base 452 to 1537 and encodes 361 amino acids. The transcript has 14 exons. The record is from RefSeq and is a predicted model, not a curated record. Gene Ontology annotation, molecular function: ATP binding; protein serine/threonine kinase activity. Lineage: Eukaryota; Metazoa; Chordata; Actinopteri; Cyprinodontiformes; Poeciliidae. Gene Ontology annotation, biological process: protein phosphorylation.
GUUGUUGUUGUUGACAAUCAGGCUACGGCGCCGCGGUCCUUUUAUUUUGAAAUCCAUCCGCAGCCUUAGGAAGCGUUGAUCUGUUUUCUCUGAAGACUUCGCCUCGCCCCUUUCUAAACUCUGUAACUUUUCAUCAAUGAUUCACUGCGUCGGACUCGACCUGCUGACCUUCCCUUAUGUUUUUAAAACAAAAAGACACGCUCAGAUGAGCCUCAGCCCGAGUUGUGCGUUCAGUCUCCCCAGACUCCUGAGCUGAAGAGCAGAGGGCCAACACACUCAUCUGCUCCGCUACACCGCAGCUCAUUCCUGGGAAACAAGAACUUCCAGCUCAUCUGGAUCCUUAGGCUGUCACACAGGAGUCAGCAGCUGGUCAUCCGCACAAAACACACUCAGACAGCCGAGGAAAAAAAAAGGUUUGGAUUCUCCAGGUGGAUUGAGAACACAUCAGUCCAUGGCACACUGCAACCUGCGGUCGACCCCCUCCUCUCCUCUUGAUGAUGUCAAUUUGGGACCUUCAGCAAACCCACACGCCAGACCGACUGACUUUGACUUCCUGGCUGUCAUUGGUAAAGGAACCUUUGGGAAGGUCCUGCUUGCAAAGCUGAAAGCCGACAACAAGUUCUACGCAGUCAAAGUUCUGCAGAAGAAGAUCAUCCUCAAGAAAAAAGAGCAAAAGAACAUCAUGGCAGAGAGGAACGUGCUGCUGAAGAGCCUGAAACACCCGUUUCUGGUCCGGCUCCACUACUCCUUUCAGACCGCAGAAAAACUCUACUUUGUGCUUGACUAUGUAAACGGAGGAGAGCUCUUCUUCCACCUCCAGAGGGAGAGGUGUUUCUCGGAGCCGAGGGCGAGGUUCUACGCUGCCGAAGUGGCGAGCGCUAUCGGCUACCUCCACUCUCUUAACAUCGUCUACAGAGACUUAAAACCAGAGAAUAUCCUUUUAGACUCCCAGGGUCAUGUGGUGCUGACAGACUUCGGGCUGUGCAAAGAAGGCGUUGAGCCAGAAGGAACCACCUCCACUUUCUGUGGCACCCCAGAGUACUUGGCACCGGAGAUUCUGCGUAAGGAACCAUACGACAGGACAGUGGACUGGUGGUGUCUGGGAGCCGUUCUCUAUGAGAUGAUCUAUAGCUUGCCUCCUUUCUACAGUCGGGACGUUGGUGAAAUGUACGAUGGGAUUCUCCACAAGACGCUGCCGCUCCCUCCGGGGAAGUCUGAGGUCGUCUGCUCUCUGCUGGUCGGUCUUCUGCAGAAAGACCCACACAGACGACUCGGAGUGAUUGCUGACUUUUUAGAAAUAAAGAACCAUCCCUUCUUUGCUCCAAUCAACUGGGACGACCUGUAUCACAAGAGGAUCACUCCUCCUUACAACCCCAAUGUGAGAGGCCCGGCCGACACCCAACACAUUGAUCCAGAGUUCACCAGGGAAAUGGUUCCCAGCUCGGUGAGUCGGACCCCGGAGUUUAACGCCAGCACCAGCUCCAACAACGCUUUCAAUGGGUUCUCCUUCGUCGGCACAGAGGACAGUUUCCUGUGAGGCCAAAAGGUUCAAACUGUCAGAAAAACCAGUGAAAAUGAUAUGUUCUGUCAAAGAAAGGGGACGAUCGCUGUUCUGUGUUUUCAUCUCAGAGAUGUAACAGAAUCCCAGCUGGCGUAGCUCAGAGGUGGAGCAUGCAGGAAAUGGAGAUGUUCAGAGCAUCCGGACAGCAAAUGUUUCCUUGUUCAUUUCAUAUGAAGAAGCGUAAGGAACACUUGAGGCUGGAUGUAGACUAAUGAUUAGUUUUAUAUAUAUAGAUAUAUAUAUUUAGAUGUUAUGGUAAAAAGUAAAGCACUGCAUUUCCUUAAGUAUGUCCAGAAACUGAAUGGACACAGACAAAAAUAAGAAAUAAUCAUAUAAGACAAGAAAUAUCUGAAAAUCAAAAAGGAAACUCAACUCUUGCUUGUAUAAUUUAAAUCUCAUUUCUGGUGUGAUUGGUGGGCUAAAAGGGUUUUUUUUAAUCUACUUUUUUUUAAAUAUUUUUGUAAAUUGUAUGAUUUUUAUUUACAGAUAAAUGGGUUAAUUGCACAGUGGAACAAAGGUAAACUUAUGCACAGCACCAGUCUUCUGAAGUCUGCUUCCAGGCUUUUCGCUAGUUACUUUAUAAAACAAAGAUGUGAACUUUUAUUGAAAAGAAAUUAGUUUGGUGAGGUUAAUGAAGCAAUUGUAAACGUGCUUCUUUUCUAUAAUAAUCACAAAUAUUUUUAUGAACAAAAAUAGACGGUUAUGUUCACGGGCUUGAAUGUCUACAUUAAUCUGCAAGCAAAAACAUACUUGAUGUAGCAGUCACCUACACUGAAGUAUUAAUAUUAAAGCUGGUUUUUAUAUUUAUGUAUUGUAACUCCUGAAUACUGUAAAUGUACAGUAACCGCUUUGCAAAAAUAAUUGUGCAAUGUGUUAAAAUUGAUGUAUCAGUGUAAGCACGUGAAGUGCUUCUCCCAUAACUAUUUUAGUGAUCAUUGGGGCUAGGUUUUGGAUUUAAUGUAUAAUUCCAAGUGAAAUAAAUCAUCUAAUUUGUACAUGUAAAAUAAAGAUAUGUAUUUAAAUUCA